Messenger RNA from Lottia gigantea (owl limpet), 987 nucleotides. RefSeq lists its product as hypothetical. The transcript has a single exon. NCBI's taxonomy places the organism in Eukaryota, Metazoa, Mollusca, Gastropoda, Lottiidae. Bases 1 to 987 code for a protein of 328 amino acids. The record is from RefSeq and is a predicted model, not a curated record.
AUGUCUGCCCCUAGUAAAGGCUUCAAUAUCAACCUGUCUCGAAUAUCCCCACGUGGCGGACAGAACUCAAUGCUCGCGUAUUCUGAAAAGUUGAAACACUUCCGCGAAGCUCGUGAACGACGUCAGUACGCUAAUUUAGGGGACGCUUUACAAGUCAAGGCCAAACACAUUCCAAAAAUAAGCCACUCACUUCCGAAAUAUUCACAGAAGAAGCCGGCAGUGACCUUGAAACAGAUAAGCGGAAGGAAGACAAGGUCAUUAGAUGGUGAUGACGUAAAUCGUUCUGUAUCACCUGGUUUUUCACUUCCGGGUAAUAUCACGAGGACACCGCGUGAUAAAGUUAUACCGGAAAUUAACGUGGCGAGCGCCAGUGAUGAUCAUGAUAUUGUGGGGUAUAAAAUCAGAAAACCCAAUAAAUUCGUCGAUCAGGCUACCAUGACCGAGACUAUUUCUAAAACGAAGGUAGCAGACUAUUUACGAACGAACGUUUUACCGCCAAUUAAAACAGACGACUUUAAGAAACAAGUGUAUAAAUAUUCGCCACGACGCGGGCACAUAACUCGUAUCAGACGACCAAAUCGCGCGAAAAGAAUGGAACUCCAUGGAUCGUUUUUAGACAGUAUUCCAGAAUGCGACAGCAGUACUAGCCCGACUCUAAUGUCCGACAGUGGCUCCAAUACCCAGACCAUUUCCAGUGUGCGACUACAGUCCAGAAGCUCUAUGUUGAAUCAUGACACAGCUCGACUAAUGGGGAGCAUUGAUCUCCACAUACCGACUGGCUCACUCCGAGACAAGCUGGGUGUAGAGUUAGUUCAUCCAGGGGAGAUAACCUUAAACUUCAAGCAGUCGCCCCGUUUAUCCAACAAGCAAUAUGAUAACCAUGCUAGACAAUUAGGGCAACCUAAAGCUCGAACGCCUGGUGGCAAGAAAGCCAAGCGACUGAUAUUUUUAAAUGACAGAGCAGAUAAUGUUGAGUUUAACGAAUAA